AUGUUUGGACGUAGCAGACUUGUUCGUCUACUUAUUGAAAAAGAAGAAUCUGAUCAAAUUUUACUGGCAACCUCAGAAAGUGAUCAUUGGUACUCUAUCAAUUUACAAUUAUUAAAUGAUUCAAAUUUGAAAAAUUGUUUUAUUCCUUCAAAUUAUGAUGAAGAAACAGAACAAUACCUUAAUAAUUCUUUUGAAAUUAGCAACAAUGUUUGUUUACAGGUUUAG
Messenger RNA from Meloidogyne enterolobii, 225 nucleotides. NCBI's taxonomy places the organism in Eukaryota, Metazoa, Nematoda, Chromadorea, Rhabditida, Meloidogynidae. The record is from the annotation of a GenBank genome assembly.